CUCGUUGGGCAGCCCUCGGCACCAGGCGUGCCGCUAGGCACACACUGCGGCAGCAGGGCGGCCGCAGCGCGAGCAUGAGCUUCGCUGGCGACGACCAGGACGGCGGCGGCGACCGCAGCUGGCUCCGCAGAGUCGCGGCGGUGGACGUCGCCCUCACGUGCCUCGCGACGUUUUACGUGUGCUUUAGCGUGCCGUUUCGGAUAGCCUUCGUGCCGGGCUUCUCGGUGCGGACGCCCGAGUACGCGCCGUGGGUGGCGUGCGACUAUGCGGUGGAUGCGUUUUUCGUGUUGCGAUGGCUCGUCGAAAUGUCAAUGCUUUGUUUUGAGCCCGAGGACGCGGUCACGGUCCAGGCAGCUUGGUUCUCGACGGGCACGGGCACUCUGGACACGAACUCGCCGACAGUUCGAUUCCUCCGCGGGCUACUUUACCACGCUUCUGCGACGGUGCCCCUCGAAUUAGUAGCGCCGCGUAUCGCGUCCGAGUGUAGCUGGGCCUGGAGCGCGGCCUGCUUCAAUAAGGCGCUACUCCAGGCGAACCGCUUGCUCCGCGUAUUACAGGCGCCGGAGGCUGCGCGACGAGCAUUUUCUCUACUGGAGCAUCGCAUGGAGGUCGGCCGGCUGCGCAUGUGGCUGCUCUUCCUGAUCAUGAGUAUCGCGGGCCACUGGGCAGCGUGCGCCUUCUUUAUCGCCGCGAGACUCGACGAGGCCUCGCCCGUGCGCAGAGCCAGAGAAGACGCGACAUGGCCAAGAGUGGAUGGCCUCUGGAACACCACCCUCGUACAAGAUGACGUCUUCAUAGAACUGGAGCGCUCGAGGCUCCACGCUUAUGCGCGGUCCUACUACUGGGCCUUGGUCACCAUGGUCACCACCGGCUACGGCGACAUCGUCCCUAGAGCAAGAGUGGAGACGUGGACUUGUAUCAUAUGCAUGUACGUGGGCAUGUCGAUCUCCUGCGCCGCGAUCGCCAAUCUUACGUUAUUGGUCAUGUCGGCGAACGCGCAGAAUGCAGGCCAUCUCGCGCGGCUCGACGGGUUACGGAGGUACGCGAGAUAUAGAAGAUUGCCACCGAACGUCGCUCGGCGCGUCGUCGCCUACGUCGAGCACGAGUGGAACCGGCGCCGCGGCGUCGACGCUGUGGCAUUCGACCGCGAGCUGCCGGCUACAUUAAGGCAGGCGUGCGCGCGCGUCCGAGCCGCGGCUCUGUUGCGAAAGCUGCCGGCACUGGCUGAAGGCAUUGCCAACGAAGCUGUUGUGAACGCGCUGGCCUUGAAACUCGAGGCUAAAACGUACGCGCCGCAGGACGACGUAGUGAGGCCCGGCGAGCGGGUCGCCGGCGCGAUCCUCGUGAGCCGCGGCGAACUCGCCGUGCGCUCGCGCAAGGAGGCCGAGGAAGGCCAGGUCCUGCGGCUGAAGAGCGGCGACGCCUUCGGCGUGCGGUCGCUGUUCGCCGUGCACCAGUCCACAGUACUAGUCCAGGCGCACAGCUACUGCGACGCCUACUGGUUACUGCGGCGGGCCUUCGUGGCCGUGUGCCGGGCCCAGUGCUCGCCCCAGGAGCAGCUCGCCAUGGCGAAGGCGGCGGACCCGCCGCCGGGCGACGUCGACCAUCUAGGGUUAGCAGGCGGCGGCGGUGGCGCUUUGGUGCUGACGCCGUCGCCGCACAAAAAAGAGAAGAAGAUGCUGAGGGAGCGCAAGGCGUCGCGGCUCUUCGCCUGGGGCGGCUUCCUCGGCGCCCGGCGCGUGUCUCCUCCAAAGGCAGCACCGGAAGCGCCGCCCCCCUCGACCACUCUCAAUAAGCCCCACAAGCACGCGUGGCACCGGCCCGGGAGCCGCGGCCGCGCGCUCUACGAGGCAUGUUGUUUCGCGCUCGUCGCGUUCUAUGGCGUCGCGCUUCCGCUCAUCCUCAAGACUGCCUACGCAUCAUCUAUAUUCAGAUCGUGGGGCGGCAAGGAGCGGUUGCUCCUGGCAACGUAUGUGGUCGACGUGUGUUGUAUCGUCGACUUGGUGCUGCGUUCCACGGUCGUCUCGGAAUUGGAGCAUGGGGUGUUGGUGGACGACGGCCUGGGUUUGCGGCGAUUGCUGCGGAUGAAGCGCUACUGUCUCCUCGAGGUGUUGUGUCUGCUGCCCUGGGAUUUGUUAGCGCUCGUCCUGACGUCGGGACCGUGCUGGCCCGCGGUCCUGCGCGCCGCGAAACUACCUCUAGUCAUGCUCCGCCUGCCGUCGCAGACGCGGGCUUUAGGGGACGUCGCCGGCGCGCGGUGGCGCGUGUCCAAGGCCGCGCAGAAAAUCAUGGCGCUGAACGGCGCCAUGCUCCUGGCGUGCCACUGGGCCGGCUGCGCAUGGCUCCUCGCGGGGCGCGCCUCGGUUCGAGUGUACGGGAAAGACAUGUCAUGGAUCACGCUCGACCGCGCAUCCGUAGACAAGGGCUUCGUGGAGGGACGCCACGCGUUCCUGCGCAACUACGACACCAGCGCCUGGAACCACGCCACCUGCACCUCCUCGUCUACAAAGGCGGUGUGCACGUAUCUGCGAGCGGUCUAUUUCGCUCUGGUAAGUAUUUCGACGGUGGGCUACGGCGACAUCCGGCCGGCGCCCGAGAAUUUGGUGGAGACGAUCUUCUGCUGCUUCGUGAUCCUCUUCGGGGGCCUGAUGGUCCCCGCGGUCGUUGGUGGUUUGGCGUCGCUCAUGGCCGAUUUGAACAAAGAUGCGCGCGAGUAUCGAGCGCGCGUCGCGGAACUGAGGCAUGCCAUGGACCGGCACGACGUCCGCGCGAAGUUACGACGGGCCUUGUUACAGUACCACAACUACGUCUGGGCGCGGCGGCGGGGCGCGGACGAGCGCGAGGUGCUCAAGGCCCUGCCGGCGCCCUUGCGGCGGAGAGCUUUACAUCGGACCAUCGGCAGUUCUUUUCUGCGGACGCCCUUCUUCUCCACGGAAGCCGGCGUCGAGGACGUCGCGCGGCAGGAGCUCGUGUCGAGAUUGGAGCCGCGGGUCUUCCUUCCGGGCGACCUUGUACUAGCCGAGGGCGACCUCGGGCGGCCGUCCUUAUUCCUCGUGGAGCGGGGCGUCGUGGACCUCUACGCGGCCAAGGCCGGGUUGGCGAAGCUCGCGUCUCACCUGCGAGGCGGCGACGACGACGAGCAGUUGCCGUCGCCGCAGCGCAAGGCCUCGACGGCGUCCCUCAUCUCCGUGGCGUCGUCGGAGACGCAGCCGCCGCCACGCAAGGCGUCCAUGGUCAGCGUGCAGUCCUGGGACUCGUCCGCGACGAUGGAGUCGCUGCCGCGGCAGGGCUCCAUCACCAAGCUCUCGCACCUAUUCAAGGGCUCGAGCUUCCGCGCCCGACAAAAGCAGCGACGGGCACCGCCCCAGCAGGCGCCGGCGCCCAUCGCGGCCGUGCCCCUGUCGAUCGUGUCGCCCGUCGCGCGGCGCGGAGCCGGCGACUUCUUCGGCGCCGAGUGUUUAUUGGAGUCGGGCGGGCCCUGGUGCGCCGACGCCAAGAGCGCGGCGACGACGACGGACGACGACGACGACGCCGGCCGCGCGCCGCGGACGUCGGCCGUCGCGCGCGCCUACGCGGACUGCUUCGAAUUGCAUAGAAGCAGGUACCUGGACGUGCUCAAGGGCUUCCCGUCGUCGGCCCAGGCGAUCCGCGGCGCGCUCUGGCGGCACUGCGCCGCGGACGCGCGGCGGCUCGACGCGACGCUCGAGAACCUGGCCCGCGCGCACGUCGACGAGCGCGCGGCGCGGCGCUACGGCCUGCCGCGGCGCGUCGCGACGGACGCCGACGCCCUGCGGCUCGCCACGGCGCCCGAGACGCUGUCGACCAUGGCGCUCAAGCGCAAGGUCGUCGAGCGCGCGGACGACGACGUUUCGUUAAGGACGGAGUCGCCGCGCGCGGCGCCGCCCCCGCAGAGGAAGAUUACAAUAAAGCGCCUCGAGGGCCUGCUGGCGAAGUGGUUCGGCGACCCCGAGGGCGAGGGGCAGGUGGCCUGGAGCUGCCUUGUGGUCGUGGCCAUCGUGUACCAGCUGUUUUCGACGCCUUAUCAUUUGGCGUUCCUGCCGCGGGAGGCCCACGUCUACGCGCUGGACUGGUGUUUUGAUGUGGCGUUCCUGGCGGACGCUUUCCUAAGGGCGACGGCCUUCGGGUUUGUGGAAGACGGCAAGCUGGUCGCGGACGGGCCCGAUAUUUGGCGGAGGUACCGGCGGCACUCGUUAAUGUUCGACGUCGUGACGUGCGCGCCCCUGGAUUUAGUAUUUUAUGGAAGCGGCGUGGGCCCGCUCGGCGUCGCCUUAGCUCGGUUCCCCAAGGCGCUGCGGGUCAUCCGGUUGGGCGCGGCGGCGCGCGUCGCUCGGCCCGUCGUCGACGUGGUGGAGGCGCACACGCUCGGGAACCGCCUCGGGACGUUAUUACGAUUACUCGGCACGGUGAUCCUCAUCGCGCACUGGGCGGCUCUACUGUUCUUCGCACUAGCUAGAUACAAGCGCGUCCACGGCAUGGACGUGUCGCUCGAAAAAAGGUGGCGCUGCACCUGGGUGCGGGCCCAGAUCUGGGAGGAGCAUUUGAGACCGAAGACGGGCUUCGGGCCCAGGGACCGGGCGGCCCAGUACCUGCGGGCCCUGAACUGGGCGCUGCCGACUUUAGUGGUAAUCGUGAUCGGCGACGUCGUGCCGGCGACCUGCGCCGAGACGCUCUACGUCUUUUUAUGUAUUGCCGCGGGCAUGAGCGUGAACGCGAUGAUCAUCGGCAAGGUGGCGGCGGCCAUCGCGAACUCCGAGGCGGCGUCGACCGAGCUCGCGGCGCGCGCGGACCGCCUCGAGAAGUACAUGCAGCAGCACCGCGUGCCUUUACACCUAAGACGGCGCGUCAACGCCUUCGUCGACGCGCUGCAGAAGGCCAAGGGCGACUCGAGCGCCGCCAUCGCCAACACGGCGCCGUCGGACGCGCUCGCGGCGUCGCCGCUGCCCCACACGCUCCGCGCGCGCGUCUGCGUCGCCGUGCGGCUUCCGGUCUUGAAGCGGUGCCCGAUCUUCGAGAGCUGCCCGGAAGCCAUCAAGCGCGCCCUGGCGCUGCACCUGACGCCGGAGACGUACGCUGCGGGCGACCUCGUCGUGCAGUACGGCGACCACGGCGACGCGAUGCACUUCCUGACGCGGGGCACGGUCGAGGUGGUGGGCGAGGACGGGCGGACGAUCUACGCGACGCUCGACGCGGGGUCGUUCUUUGGCGAGGGCGCGCUCUUCUCGAACGUGCGCCGCGCGGCGUCGAUCCGGUGCGCCUGCUUUUCGGAAUGCCUGGCGCUGUCGCGGGCCGACCUGCAGCACCGGCUGCGGGCCUUUGGCUUCCCCCAGCGGCGGUUAUUGGACGAGUUUACGACGAUCAGGAGGCGGAACGCGGACGUCAAUGCCGCGAUCAGCCGCAACCUCAAGGAGGCCGAGCGCGCGGGCAGUAGGUUGCGGCGCGUUCUUGGGGAUGUGUCCCUGCGUUUGUCGACGAAGCGGCAGACGUCCUUCGUGCAGCGGUUCCGGAGCUUCCUCGGGCAGCGCCUCGCUCGCGGCACGGCGGGCCGAGCCCUCUGGGACGCGCUGUCGGCCGUCGCGGUGCUCUACGAAGCCUUGGUCCUGCCCUACCGCGCGGCCUUCACGCUGCCCGAUGCCCUUGCUAGGGUCGUGCCGGGCGCGAUGGGGCCCGACUACGCGUGCGACGCGUUCUUCCUGCUUUCUUUGAUUUGCCGGUGCGCGAUGAAGGACGACGCCGAGGAGCGGCAGAGCCGGGGCAAUCUUACAGAGGUGCUCGACGCGCACUGUGUCGGCGCGCGGUACCGGCGGUCGCGGUGGCUCUGGCUCGACGUCCUCGCGGCGCUGCCCCUCGAACUUUUUUAUGUGGUCGUGGCGACGAAUGUCGAGAGGAACGUCGUCCUGGCGUGCCGGCUGAACCGGCUCCUGCGCGUCGGGCGCCUGAGCGGCUUCGUGGACGCCGUGCUCCGGCACCUGGCGCUGCGCCGCGGCGUGCGCGUCUCCAAGGCCGAGAAGGCCCUGGCGGCUGUCUACCUGGCCUACCUCUACGUGAACCACUGGUACGCCUGCGCCUGGUUCGCGAUCCACCGCUACUUCGGCGGGGACAAGACGUGGGCGACCGUCGACGGCAUCGCCGCGCUCGACGACAUCUGCCGCAUCGACGUCGCGGACUGCUACGCGCGGAGCGUGCACCUCGUGAUCACGACGAUCUCGUCGGUCGGCUACGGCGACAUCUGGCCCCAGACGCCGCUCGAGACGGGCUGGCAGAUCGUGGUCGUCGUGACGGGCGCGUGUCUGUUCGCGUCGCUGAUCGGGGCGUAUACGCUCAUCCUCGAGGCCCACGACACGGAGGGCGCCUCGGCGUUCCGCGCGAAGCUGAGAAGGUACGACGCGCACAUGCACCGCUCAAAGCUGCCGAAGGAACUGCGGGAGAGUGUCCUACGGCACCACGAGCACCGCUACGCGCUGACGCGCUGCGUCGACGAGGCGUCGAUCACGUCGGACCUCACGGCGCCGCUCCGCAUGGAUUUGGCCUUGUACGUGCACCGCGCGGCGUUCGCGAAGAUCCGCGUGUUCUCGGCGCUGCCGCGGUCGACGGCGCGGCGGCUCGCCGCCGUCGCGCGGACGCAAAAGUGCGGCCGCGGCGAGGUCGUCUACGCGGCGGGCGACGUCGGGUGGGACGUCUACUUCGUGUUCGCCGGCGCGGUCCGGCUGUCGCCGCCCGAGGACCCGUCCAUCCUGGACUUCCGCGGGCGCGACGCGCGGGAACGGUUCCAGCGCGACGACCCGGCGCGGCUGGCCGACCUGCUCGCCGUGGGCCGCGGCCGACCCCUGCUGGCGUCGCGCGACGAGGUCUCUGAGAAGAACGUCAAGACGGCCGCGCAGCGGCGCACGGCGUUCCGCUGCGACGAAACCUUCCGGCACGUGCCAGGCCGCGGCUUCGGGCGGCGCGUCGCGGGGAACGCCCACCGACGGUCCGUCGUGCGGUCGUUCGUCGCGCCGACCGGGGACCAGACGGAGGCGUACCCGGUGGUCGCGGGCGUCGUCGACGAGGGCGACCACUUCGGCGAGUUUUGCCUGCAGUCCGAGUCCGGGGUCCGCCAGGAGACGGCGCGGUGCGUCCUGGCGAGCGAGCUGUACACUAUCUCCCGCGCGGACCUGGAGGCGCAGGUCGUGUCCUACGAGAGCGACGACGUCAUCGCGGUCUUCAACGAUCUGCUGCAGGUGCAUUCGCUGUCCUAGAGUCUUC
Molecule: messenger RNA, 7263 nt
Organism: Pelagomonas calceolata
Lineage: Eukaryota; Pelagophyceae; Pelagomonadales; Pelagomonadaceae
Source: the annotation of a GenBank genome assembly